AUGGCAUCGGACAAAACGGCGCAGUCCCUGACGCCUGACGCCGUCCGAGCCGCAUACAAGCUGAUCCAGCCGUAUGUCCACCGCACGCCGUUGCUGACCUGCAAAACCCUAGACACUACCGCCUCCACCCCGCAGUCCCCCGAUGCUCUAGUAGGCACACCAUUCGAGGGCCAGACACCCGCCCAUCCCAAGUUCCGAUUCUAUUUUAAAUGCGAAAACUUGCAGCGGAUUGGCGCCUUUAAGGCCCGCGGUGCAUUUCAUGCUAUUCUUCGGCUGGUGGAGGAGCGCGGGGAGGAAGAGGUCAAACGGCGCGGGGUGAUCACACAUAGCUCUGGUAACCAUGCGCAAGCCCUCGCUCUCGCUGCGUCAACCCUCAACAUUCCGGCCUACAUCGUGAUGCCGGAGAUUAGUACCCCGUCCAAGAUUUCCGGCACCAAGUCGCACGGCGCAGCGGUCAUCUUCAGUGGAUCUACAAGUGUUGAGAGAGAGGCUGUGGUUGCACAAAUUCAGGCUGCGACAAACGCAAUAUUGGUGCCUCCAUAUGAUUAUUUUGAUGUUAUCUGUGGGCAGGGAACAACUGCCCUGGAGCUGGAGGAACAGUAUGCUGAGCGUAGCUCGGGAAUUCUGGAUGCAGUGAUCACACCUAUCGGCGGCGGUGGUCUCAAUGCAGGUGUAGCAACUUAUUUCGCUGAUAAGCCCCAGACCAAGGUAUUCGGGGCAGAGCCCAGCUUCGAGGGAGCAGACGACUGUCGUCGUGGGUUACAAGCCGGCCAGCGUGUGGAAUCUGUGUCGACUCUGACGAUUGCGGAUGGUCUGCGCACACCAGUGGGAGUCUUGAAUUGGGAGGUGAUUUCAGACAAACGCAAGGUCGAAGGAGUCUUUGCCGUCACAGAAGAGCAGAUCAAGGCUGCUAUGCGUCUGGUCUUGGAGCGGAUGAAGCUUGUGGUGGAGCCAAGUGCAGUGGUUGGACUAGCAGCUUGUCUUUUCGACGAGGAUCUUCGACGACGUGUCGAGCAAGAGGGUGGCGAGAAAGGGUGGGACGUGGCACUCGUCUUCAGCGGAGGCAACACCACCGUGGAGGCCAUCAGUAAGCUGUUCACCUAG
Molecule: messenger RNA, 1104 nt
Organism: Penicillium maclennaniae
Lineage: Eukaryota; Fungi; Ascomycota; Eurotiomycetes; Eurotiales; Aspergillaceae
Product: threonine/serine dehydratase
Exons: 2
Coding region: 1-1104 (367 amino acids)
Biological process (GO): L-serine metabolic process; D-serine biosynthetic process; pyruvate biosynthetic process
Molecular function (GO): ATP binding; pyridoxal phosphate binding; D-serine ammonia-lyase activity
Source: RefSeq, a predicted model, not a curated record